AUGACUACAAGGCUGAUGUGUGAUGGCUCUGAUGUACAGCAGCCAUUUAUUGUGUCUUCGCUCGUCUUGAUCCUCAGCCGUUGUCUCAAGUGUUCAAGCGCUCACGCCAUAGCCAGGAUAACGACCGCCGUUGCUUCGACAGCCGUGACCUUUACAUACACGAGACUGGUCUGGUGGAUCACGCCUUAUGAGCACCGCAACAUCUCCAAGCUCUGGCUGCCUCCUCGAGCCACGUCUUUGAUCCUCGUUGGGCUCGCAAGCGUCGGUGACAUCGUUUCCACUUUGGGCAGUGGCCAGAUCAUCAAGCCCCCUCCCGCGCACCUUCAGGCCACAGGUUCUGUGCUCAAGAUGUUGGUGUGGACGGCCUUUUUCGGACUCGUGGCCCGCUUCACCGUCAUGAGUCGUCGUUGGAGCAUGGACGAAGCUACCAGAAAGGGGUCUCUGGAGCUCGGCCUCGCGUUGACCGCGUCGUCGUUCUUCCUGGCCAUCGUUGGUAUCAUGAAUGUCCUCGAAAAAGACGCUCUGGAAACUCUAAAGUCAACUCGCCGGCCAGGCUCCAUCGUCACCACGGAGGAGUGGCCCACUUGGGUCUUCAACUUUCUGCCGACUCUCCUCGUCCUCUCCAUUAUGGCUGUCUACCAUCCAGGCUAUUACCUGCCAAAGCGGCUGACGGGCGCGCGCCUCAGGGGAAGGGAACUCGAGAGCAUGGAGAUGAUCCGUGAUGAGGAGAGUAUCGGCGUCGCGACGGUCAAAAACGGUUGGGUGAUCAGCAGCCCGAAGGUCAUGACGGAGAAGGAAAUCGAAAUUGGCGUGAGCAUGCAGACGUACGAGAGAGCGGGAGGCGUGCCCGUGGCUUAUGCCAGAUGA
Verticillium alfalfae VaMs.102 is the source of this 867-nucleotide messenger RNA. RefSeq lists its product with no specific name. The transcript is spliced from 3 exons. The coding region runs from base 1 to 867 and encodes 288 amino acids. The record is from RefSeq and is a predicted model, not a curated record. NCBI's taxonomy places the organism in Eukaryota, Fungi, Ascomycota, Sordariomycetes, Glomerellales, Plectosphaerellaceae.